CGGAGCUCCCACACGCCUCCCAGAAGAAGACCACAGUAAAUAACCGUUCCUGAUUUUGCGGGGAACCUCGCCUUGCCCAAGACAGGCAAAAUUUUUCCCCUUCGAGUUUGCUCGCACUCGGCGCGUCAGUACAACCAGCGCCUCGGCGUGGCAACGCACUGGACGCGAUCCGCGACACGAACUACAGAACUAGCCGCCGGUUAGGCAACCAACGACAAUGGGCAAACGUAAGAAGAGCUCAAGAAAGCCUCAGGCGCCAAAGAAGCGCGAGUCGCUCCCGAGGACGUUCACAUGCCUCUUCUGCAACCACGAGAACGCGGUCGAAGUCAAGCUCGAAAAGAAGGCCGGUUUCGGUCUACUCAACUGCAGGAUCUGCGGUCAAAAAUUCCAAUGCGCCAUCAACUACCUCGCCGCGCCCAUCGACGUCUACAGCGAAUGGGUCGACGCA
This is a messenger RNA of Thermothielavioides terrestris NRRL 8126, 448 nucleotides long. RefSeq lists its product as uncharacterized. Gene Ontology annotation, cellular component: transcription elongation factor complex. The annotation marks the transcript as partial. Lineage: Eukaryota; Fungi; Ascomycota; Sordariomycetes; Sordariales; Chaetomiaceae. The transcript is spliced from 3 exons. Gene Ontology annotation, biological process: transcription elongation by RNA polymerase II. Gene Ontology annotation, molecular function: RNA polymerase II complex binding. The record is from RefSeq and is a predicted model, not a curated record.